Vanessa atalanta (red admiral) is the source of this 1430-nucleotide messenger RNA. RefSeq lists its product as uncharacterized. The record is from RefSeq and is a predicted model, not a curated record. NCBI's taxonomy places the organism in Eukaryota, Metazoa, Arthropoda, Insecta, Lepidoptera, Nymphalidae. Gene Ontology annotation, molecular function: calmodulin binding. Bases 1 to 1359 code for a protein of 452 amino acids. The transcript has 9 exons.
AUGAAUGAUUUGUUACAAAAACAUGGAUGUGCCAACGUAUUCUCUGUUCCUGAAGGAUUGAAAGAACUUAUGUCCGAUGUAACACGAGAAGUGUUGCGUGAACAGCCUCCAAAAAUUUACGAUUUUAUUUCCAAUUAUCUAUCCGUACUACUCAUAACACGAGAACAUGGAAUAAUGGCUGUAAAGAUCAUGGAUGAUCUCUGCGAUUGCAGACCCUCAGUGUCAGAGCACUUGAUACAAUUGGGACUACAGAUAGGAGAAUCGCAAAUUUUAUCUGAAAUAAUCAAGGAAGAAAUUGAAGGAUUCCAGCCGAGUGAGGGAAAAGAAACAAUAAAAGAAUAUGAUAUAAUUAAGAAGAUUCUUAAAAAAAUUCCAUUAGAUGAAGUAAUGGCGGCCAAAGUGUGUCAAGUCGCAAGGAACGCGUUUCGAGACUACUGGUAUAGGAGGCAGACUAUGGAAAAGCUUAAAAUUAAGCCGAAAGAACCAUGGGAAGUCGCUGCACAAAGAACACUAGAAUUAUACAAAAGAACCAAGCCAUCUCCGAGUGAACUGGCCAGGGCCACUGAGAAAAUACAGGCCGCUUAUAGAGGAUACUACGUUCGUCGAAAUCUCCUUCGUCAUUUACGACCUAAAUCUAAGAAGAAGAGUCCGAAGGUAAACUUGCCAGGACCCCCGCUCGAUGUUGCAGCGUCAAGAGAAAUUGACUUAGGACCAUUGAUUAAUAUAAAAGUUCGAGAGGACAACAUCAAUGCAAUGUUUAAUGAACACGUAACUGAAAAACUCGGACUGCAGUAUGAUCCAAUGAGAGCGUUAACACUUGUCCCCGAUGAAGAAUAUAUAGAAGAAACAGAUUUUCCAGUACCAAGGGAUAGGCUGUCAAGAGCUUCGGAAACACAAUCGCAGAUUCCAAUGACGUCGAGUUUUAUUGGCUCUCAUCGCAGUCGAGCACCAAGCGCUGUUCCAAGUCAACAAUCUGAUGGAAAACGCCAGAGUCGCUUACCGAGCCAAGCAGAUGCUCAUCGUAGCCACGUAGGAAGUAAAGUUGACGCAACUGAAACGAUUCAAAAAAUUUCAUUCUCAGAUGUACCACCCGAGGUAUUUUCAGAUGACCUGGCCGUUUUAGAAGGUGAUGUUGAAAUCAAGGAAGUAUUAGCGCCGGAGUCUGAACCCAUUGAAACUGAAGUAUUGGAAGCUGAUGUUCCAGAAGAUAUACCAGAUGAUCGUAUUGAAGAUACUGAAGGUGAUGAAAGUGCACCAAUUGAAACCAUUCCAUCAUCAGCCCCUGAAACUGCUAACACGACUGAUAUUGAAGACGAAGCCGCAGAAGAACUUAUCGUUACCGAAGAGGAAGAAGGUUAAAUGAUGAAGAGUAAAUAUUGAAAAAAAAAUUAAUUUUUAUUGUUUUAUAAAAUUUUCUAUUAUAAAGCAUU